Molecule: messenger RNA, 963 nt
Organism: Lemur catta (Ring-tailed lemur)
Lineage: Eukaryota; Metazoa; Chordata; Mammalia; Primates; Lemuridae
Product: olfactory receptor 51I2-like
Exons: 1
Coding region: 1-963 (320 amino acids)
Biological process (GO): G protein-coupled receptor signaling pathway
Cellular component (GO): membrane
Molecular function (GO): olfactory receptor activity; G protein-coupled receptor activity
Source: RefSeq, a predicted model, not a curated record
AUGAAGUCUCUCCGUGACAUUUUCAAUGAGUCCAUAGAGUUUACACCUGCAACAUUCACUUUUGUCGGCAUCUCAGGGCUGGAGGCAGAACACAUAUGGAUAUCCAUCCCGUUCUGCCUGAUGUACACCAUCAUCUUCCUGGGAAAUGGCAUCAUUCUUCACGUCAUCCGGAUUGACCGGGCCUUGCACCAACCCAUGUACUACUUCCUGGCCAUGCUGGCCUUUGUUGAGCUUGGUGUCUCUGCUUCCACUAUGCCCACCGUGCUAAGCAUCUUUCUCUUUGGCAUUACUGAUAUCAGUUUUGGAGGCUGUCUGCUACAGAUGUUUUUUAUGCACUCUUUUACCCUCAUGGAGUCAGAUGUCCUUCUGGCAAUGUCUGUGGACCGCUUUGUGGCCAUCUACAGCCCACUGCGCUACACAACCAUCCUGACAAUUCCCCGCAUCACUGGGAUGCGUGUCGCCAUUGCCCUACGAAGCGUGAUGCUCAUGCUUCCACUGUUGUUUCUCCUGAAGCAUUUGCCUUUCUGUGGGCACAACACCCUCACACACUCUUAUUGUCUCCACUCAGAUCUGAUCAAAUUGCCCUAUGGAGAUACACGCCCCAAUAGCAUCAUGGGCCUAUUUGUCAUAACCUCCACAUUUGGGCUGGACUCAUUGUUCAUUGUGGUUUCCUACAUACUGAUUCUUCACACAGUACUGGGAAUAGCUUCUGGAGGGUGGUGGCGGGCACUAAACACGUGUGUGUCACACAUAUGUGCUGUGCUUAUGUACUAUGUGCCCAUGAUAAGCCUUUCCUUGAUGCACCGCUUUGGAUGGCAUUUACCUCCUCUCCUCCAGACUGCCAUGGCCGAUGUUUACCUCUUCUUCCCACCUGUGGUCAACCCCAUUGUCUAUAGCAUCAAAACCAAGGAAAUUCGCAAUAGCAUUGUCCGUAUAUUAUCCAGAAAGAGGAGUGAGGUCUAA